AUGGUUGGUGGGGGGAUUGUGGGCUUCCGGCAGCUGCUGGAAGCUUGUAGGGAUAGUAAAUUUGUAGCUUUAGGUUUGGGGGAGAAUGUAGUGGACGGUUUUAAGCUGAGCCCGAUUGGACGAAUGUUGCGCAAUAAUCUGAGAGAUGAAUUUAGACGAGGGGAAGCUGGAACAGCGGUGUACGAAGGAAGUUCCGGGAUUCCGAUGCGGGAGAACCUGGGCUUUGUAAAGGAAACCUUCGAUCCGAAUGUACCGUUUGGAGUUACAAUUGAGGAGCGAUUUGCGAACGGGAAGGUUCCGUUGAAUGAUUCCUUCAACUUGAAUCUGGACCAGGGUCACACGCUCUCCUGCCGAUACCUGAUCAACCCGUCGACCUCCAGCGAGUUCAUGUACAAAGUCCAACGGCAGCGCAAGAUUUGGUGGAUGCGGUACGCGUGCGAUCCGGGCCGGUUCUUCAUUUCGGACCCCCGUCAGGACGCGGACACGCGCGUUCAAUCCGUCGCCAUCAAGAGUCGCCUUGGCGGAGAGGAACUAACGUUGGAGCAGCUGGAACUUGUUCCGGCGGACGCCGCUGCCCUCGAGGAAGAGCUGGGGGAUUUCCGGAUCAAGGUGGGCCGAACCAGCAGUAAAAGGAUCCGGCCCAGUGUGCUGCGGGUGCGUCAGUGCGUCGAAGUGGCCACGCUGCAAGUCGUGCUGGAUGCGUUUGAAAGUGGUGGCGAUGCGAGCGUGAGGAUUCACCGCAAGUUGGCGCCGUUCAAGUGUGGCAUUGUGUGUCUGUCCGACGACCCCGCCCUGAUGCCGGAGUUGCGCGACCUGGCCAAACACCUGUGCAACGUGCUGCGCAAAGCGAACCUUCCCGUGCUCGACUGCUCCGAGCGUAAUGGCGGUCGGUCCCUGGCCAAGCAGCUGCACCACCUCGACUCGAUUGCCGUCCCGUACUGCCUGCUGCUGCGCGACCAGUGUCUCCAGAAUGGUCUCUUUCAGCUGCGGUCUCGCGACACCACCCUCAGCGAAACAAUUCACAUCUCGGAUUUACCGCAAUAUUUAUUGAAAAUAGUAACAAGUUGAGUUUAAUAAAUAAAAAAGACACGCACGCAAGCUUAGAAGAAAUCACA
Molecule: messenger RNA, 1115 nt
Organism: Culex quinquefasciatus (southern house mosquito)
Lineage: Eukaryota; Metazoa; Arthropoda; Insecta; Diptera; Culicidae
Gene: DNApol-gamma35
Product: DNA polymerase subunit gamma-2, mitochondrial
Exons: 2
Coding region: 1-1068 (355 amino acids)
Biological process (GO): mitochondrial DNA replication
Cellular component (GO): mitochondrion; cytoplasm
Source: RefSeq, a predicted model, not a curated record